CGGGGGUGUGCGCUGGGCAGCCUCCACCGGAGGAGGGGCCGGAGGGUGGCGCGGAGUCCCCGCUUUUCCCCAGCGCCCCGAUGAGGGCGGCGGACAGCGCGGGACCGGCAUGGCAGAGAUGCGGCCGGGAACGGCGGCGGGGCUGCAGCUCAGCGCGCUGCCCGACCACUCCCCGCUGCUGCAGCCCAGCCUGGCGGAGCUGCGGCGUCGGGCCCGGGCGGCGGGCGCUCCGCCGACGCCUCUGCCACUCACCGACUCCUUCCUGCUGCGGUUCCUGCGCGCCCGGGACUUCGACCUCGACCUGGCCUGGCGGUUACUGAAAAACUAUUAUAAGUGGAGAGCAGAAUGUCCAGAAAUAAGUGCAGAUCUGUGCCCUCGAAGUAUUCUUGGUCUUCUGAAGGCUGGUUAUCUUGGAGUCCUGCGAGCCAGAGACCCCACUGGCAGCAAAGUUCUGAUUUACAGAAUUGCACAGUGGGACCCAAAAGUUUUCACAGCUUAUGAUGUUUUCCGUGUAAGUCUAAUCACAUCCGAGCUUAUUGUACAGGAGGUAGAAACUCAGCAGAAUGGUAUCAAGGCUAUCUUUGAUCUAGAAGGCUGGCAGUUUUCUCAUGCUUUUCAAAUUACCCCAUCCGUAGCCAAGAAGAUUGCUGCUGUUCUUACAGAUUCCUUUCCAUUAAAAGUUCGUGGUAUCCAUUUGAUAAAUGAGCCAAUAAUUUUCCAUGCUGUCUUUUCCAUGAUUAAACCAUUCCUGACCGAAAAAAUUAAGGAACGGAUUCACAUGCAUGGGGACAAUUACAAACAAAGCUUACUUCAGCAUUUCCCAGACAUUCUUCCUCUGGAAUAUGGUGGUGCAGAAUUCUCCAUGGAAGACAUUUGUCAGGAGUGGACAAAUUUUAUAAUGAAGUCUGAAAAUUAUCUCAGCAGCAUCUCACAGAUCAAUCAGUGAGAAGAAGUUAUUUAAUGUGAAUGACUUCCUAAUUACAAAUACUUGAGUGAGAUCCUACCUGGUUAUAUGAAUGAAAGAAAAAAAUCCUUUAAGCUAAUUAACACUUGUCUGAUUGAUCUUUUAAAUUGUAAAACUCUUCUGACAUGAGCAACAUGGAUAUUUGGGAAACUUCUUGACUUUUUAAAUGCACUUUCUUUAUCUUUCAAGUAGUUAAAUGUUUGUAUACCUUAAAAGCAUAGAAAGGAUUCCUGAUUUUUAUACUUGAAAUUAUCUCCUAAAGUAGCUGUUUCUGAAGUUUCAUUUUCAACAAGUUAUCUGACUACAUUGGUUGAGUAAUAAAUGUAUAAAUAGUCCACAGAAAAGAAGUAUUAGUACAAAUCAACUGAUGAUAAAAAUCUAUUAAUACCCAUCUUGGGUGAAUGUCAGAUUAGAUUAUAAUUCAGAUUAAAAUCUGAAUACAGUUUUAUGGAGUUUUUUCUAUGGGCCAGCAAGAUAGUUCAUCUCAGGGAAGUUCUAUUUCAGCACAUGUGCACAACAGAAACUUUUGAUUAAAGAGUCUGUGCACCAUAAAGUAUUAUAUGUAGCAUCUAGAGGUCUUCAUGAAAUUACUCAUGUUGCUACAAUUGAUAAUCAAAAAUAAUUUAGGAAAUAUUUCAGGCAUAGCUGAUAGUUUUUAAAUACUUUCCCUGCAUUUUCAAAUAAAUCAAGAAUGUAAUUCUGACAUCAGUUUUUGGUUAUUCUUAUCAUGACUACAUAGAGAAUUAGAAAUGGAAUAAUAUUUAAUUGUCAUACAUACAUGACUCUAUUUUUAAUUGAACAAUAACACAACUACA
This is a messenger RNA of Lontra canadensis (Northern American river otter), 1779 nucleotides long. RefSeq names its product alpha tocopherol transfer protein (gene TTPA). Gene Ontology annotation, molecular function: phosphatidylinositol bisphosphate binding. Bases 110 to 946 code for a protein of 278 amino acids. Gene Ontology annotation, cellular component: membrane. NCBI's taxonomy places the organism in Eukaryota, Metazoa, Chordata, Mammalia, Carnivora, Mustelidae. The record is from RefSeq and is a predicted model, not a curated record. The transcript has 5 exons.